Molecule: messenger RNA, 924 nt
Organism: Pyrenophora tritici-repentis Pt-1C-BFP
Lineage: Eukaryota; Fungi; Ascomycota; Dothideomycetes; Pleosporales; Pleosporaceae
Source: RefSeq, a predicted model, not a curated record
AUGACCUUGACAACCGACUCUGCCGGUCGAACAUACCUCCACCACGCAAACGGCCAACUUACCCACUACAUCCUCACGCCCUGCACCUCGCCAUCCUCUCAAAACCACACCCCAUCAACAAUCCUAAUCCAACACGGCUUCGCCCGCCACUCCGCCUUCUGGUCGCACUGGAUCCCUAUCCUCCGCCCUCACUACAGCAUCCUGCAGCGCGACCUCCGCGGGCAUGGCUACUCCUCCUACCCAUCCCCAUCCCCAUCUUCUCCCCAUUACCAAAACUAUACCUACACUACAACGACCAUAAUUUCCGAAAUCAUCGACUUGCUAGACGCACUUGGUUUACAAAGCGUGCACCUUUUAGGUGAAUCCACAGGCGGUAUGCUGUGUGAGAUACUAGCGUCCGCAUACCCGGACCGCGUGAGUAGUUUGACGAUUUGUGCAUCGCCGACGCAUUUGCCGAGAGCGGCGGUUGAGCUUUUUACUUUUGGGCGUGUGAGUUGGGGGGCUGCGGUUAGGGAGUUGGGGUCUAGAGGGUGGGCGGAGGAGUUGGUGAGGGUACCUGGGACGGUGCCUGUGCCCUCGUAUUCAGAUGAAAAUGCUGAUGGGGAAGCGGCGAUGGAAAACUACCUAGACAUGAUAAAUGUGAGUGAUGGCGAGGGGUUAGCGCAGUAUGCGGAGUUUCUGGAGGCGUUGGAUGCGAGACCGUACUUGGGUGCGAUUACGUGUCCGAUGUUAAUUUUGGCGCCGACGGGGAGUGUGGCAGUCAAAGUAGAGGAGAUGCAGGAGGUCAAGGAGAAGAUCGGGGAGAGGUGUAAAGUUGUGAGUGUUGAGGGAGGUGGACAUGAGAUCUACGUUACUAGGGCUGGGGUGUGUCAGGAGGCUUUUUUGCAGUUUCUGGAGAAGACUGAUGGAAGGGGAGAAGCGUAG